CAUUUUUAUCUGCAUUUAGCCAAAAAAAAUGAGGAAUUUAUAACUUGAGAGGAACCAGAAGAGGAACCUGAAAGAUCUGGUGGAUCAGAGGGUGGAACUACAGCAGCAGAGGAAUAAAGGAGGAGAGGAACAGACAGACAGACAGACAGACAGACAGAAGGAAGAAAUAGAAAUAUAAUAUAAUAUAAUAUCAAAUAAACGCAUUAAAGGCUUUAGGGAUUCCCGUGCGCGUCUGGAUGGAUGGCCGGACCCGCGGAUGGUCGGAUGCGGUGGAUCCGGAGGGAUGAUGGGUUAGACUGGGACUGAACAGCUGAAAAGCACCGAAGCUCCGGGCACCGAGGAGGAGGAGGAUGGCAGCUGAGGAGGUGCCCGACCUGAGCCACCUGACCGACGAGGAGAGGAAGAUCAUCCUGUCGGUCAUGGAUCGGCAGAAGAAAGAGGAGGAAAAGGAGCAGUCCAUGUUGAAGAGGCUGCACCAGCAGUUCGAGAUGUAUAAGGACCAGGUGAAGAAGCUCGGUGAAGAGUCCCAGAAGGACCAGGAGCAGAAGACCGACUCGCCCACCUGUGGAAUUUGCCACAAAACCAAAUUUGCCGACGGCUGUGGCCACGUUUGUUCUUAUUGCCAAACCAAGUUCUGCGCUCGCUGCGGAGGGCGGGUGUCUCUGCGCUCCAACAAGGUGAUGUGGGUGUGCAACCUGUGCCGAAAACAACAAGAAAUACUCACCAGAUCUGGUGCCUGGUUCUACGGAGGUGCUGAGGGUCGGAGGUCUGGACCUGAGGUCAGAGGUCACCUGGACCCGUCCAGAUUGGCUGUAAGAAACCCCUCAGGUGUCCCAGUGGACAGAAACAGAGGUCCGUUGGCGUCGAGGACCCUGAACUCGUAUAACGCAGCAGGACGUUCCCACCAUGCGGACGGCAUCAUGCCUCGCUCUCCGUCCGACUCGAACCGCUGGCGCUAUCAGGACCAGGACCGCCACCCGGACGCCCCGCUAGCCGAUCACGAGCGGCAGCGCCAGCUGGAGCAGGAGUACCGCUCCCGCUACAGCAGCGACCCCAACCUGGCACGCUACCCGGUCAAAGCUCAGCCAUACGAGGAGCAGAUGUGGAUCCACGCCCAGGUGUCUCGGGCGCGGCACCAGCGGCGGCACAGCGACGUCUCCCUGGCCUUCACCGAGCUGGACGAGCCUCAGAACGGCUUCGACGGCCGGAGGUCAGGGUCUAAGUGCUCGUAUUCCGUGGACAGGAGCUCGCCGGCGUUCAGGACUUCCAACAGGAGCCCGGUAUUAGACGACAGGCGACGGAAGACGCACCACCUGGACCCGGGCGCGAUGGACGGCGUGGCGAGAGCCGACUCGCUCAGCUCGGACCAAUCCGAGUCCACGAGGCCGGCCAGGAUGCACCAGAGCCGCAGGGCGGGGCACUUCAGAACGGCCGGGAGCUUCAGCAGCUCCGAGGAGGAGAUCAACACCACGCCGGAGUACACCAGCUGUGAGGAGCUCGAGUGUGAGUUCAUCGGUGAGAAAGGAGAGAUGGACGGUCACUGGUGGGAUUAUGCAUCCUGGCAUAAUGAGUCCUCAUCCAUGUCCAUGCACCCGGUGACGUGGCAGCCUUCGAAGGAUGGAGACCGACUAAUCGGACGAAUUUUACUCAACAAGAGAAUGAAGGACGGUUCAGUACCGCGGGACACCGGAGCGCUACUGGGUCUCAAGGUGGUCGGAGGUAAAAGGACAGAAUCUGGUCAGCUCUGUGCUUUCAUCACCAAGGUGAGGAGGGGAAGCCUGGCAGAUACAGUCGGCCACCUCCGACCAGGCGAUCAGGUUCUGGAGUGGAACGGGCGUGUCCUGCAGGGAGCCACCUUUAAAGAAGUCUAUAAUAUCAUUCUGGAGUCUAAACCUGAACCUCAAGUGGAGCUUCUGGUGUCACGGCCCAUCGGUGACGUACCCAGGAUGCCGGAGGGACCCCACAGCCAGCUGGAAUCCAGUUCGAGUUCAUUCGAGUCUCAGAAGAUGGGUCCGUCCAUCUCCGUCACAUCUCCCAUGAGUCCCGGCGUCCUGCGCGAUGCUCCUCAGUACCUGUCUGGACAUCUCUCAGUGAAGCUCUGGUACGAUAAAGUGGGGCACCAGCUCAUCGUUACCAUUCUGGGGGCCAAAGACCUGCCUGCUCAAGAGGACGGACGUCCCCGCAACCCAUACGUCAAGAUUUACUUCCUCCCUGACAGAAGUGAUAAGAGCAAGAGGAGAACGAAGACGGUGAAGAAGUCGGUGGAGCCGAAGUGGAACCAGACCUUCAUGUACUCACCUGUGCACCGGCGUGAGUUCAGGGAGAGGAUGCUGGAGAUCACGCUGUGGGAUCAGGCGCGGGUUCGAGAGGAGGAGAGCGACUUCCUCGGAGAGAUUUUAAUCGAGUUGGAGACGGCUCUGCUGGACGAUCAGCCUCACUGGUACAAACUCCAAACCCACGACGUGUCCUCCAUGUCCCUGCCCAACCCCUCACCCUACCUACAGCGCCGAUACGUACAGGGGGAGAGUCCCACACGGAGACUACAGAGAUCACAGAGGAUCAGCGACAGUGAAUUCUCCGACUACGACUGUGAAGACGGAAUCGGCGUCGUAUCAGAUUAUCGGCACAACGGCCGGGACUUCCAGAGCUCCACCCUGUCGGUUCCUGAGCAGGUCAUGUCGUCCAAUCACCGCUCUCGAUCGGACGCGAUGCGGAAUCGUUCUCGUUCUCCCAGCGUCCCUCCUCCGCACAGGUACGAUCCCUUGUACCCCAUCUAUCGAGAAGAUGCCCUGAAGCUAUUACGUUCAUCUAAGUUGGCCAGAAGCUACUCAGAAAGGGCGUACAAUAGUGUGGACAGGCAGGACAGACGAAUGUCCGUCUACAGCGACUCGUACGACCCGCCAGAGAGACAUUACAAUGGUCCCGGCCACGCCCCCACUCCGUGGCCCGAUCACGUCAUGAACGGAUCCUGUGAGGAUCACAGGUACGGUCACGCCACGCCGGAGCGGCAUUACAGGUCGAGGUCGGCCGACCAGCGGCCCAUGAUGGACAGACCCUUCUACAGCCGCUCGCGCUCCACCGAGCGGCCCGAACCGUCCUACAGGAGGUCCAUGCCGUCCAUACCCUCCAGGAGGUCCGCCCCUCCCUCUCCUGCCUUAACGAGGGCGAAUCCCCACGCCGGGUCGGUCCAGACGAGCCCCACCAGCACCCCGGUGUCUGGGAGACGGGGCCGGCAGCUCCCGCAGGUCCCUCCCAAAGGCUCCGUGGACAGAAGUUCUCUGAAGGAUCCCUCCAGGAGAGGGAUGGACACUUUAUCCAUGAAGUCCUCGGACAGUGACGUUAGCGACGUCUCUGCCAUGUCCAGCACGUCUCGGCUCAGUAACGCCAGCUACAUGUCGGUCCAGUCCGAGAGGGCACGUGCCAACCGCAAAAUCAGUGACUUUACGUCCAAAAUGAAACGCAGGGCUCAGACGGCGACUCCGGGUUCCAACAUCACCAAGAGUUCCAGCGUGGGGGGAGAGAUGUGCUCGCUCGGCCGCAACGACGAUGACGAGGACGACAAGAAGAGGCGCUCCAGCUUCGGUGCCAAGAUGGCCGCCAUGGUGGGUCUGGGCAAGAAGAGCCAGAGCACGUCGCAGCUCGAUCCGAAGGAGGAGGGGAAGAAGAAGAAGCCGGUACGGUUGGCGAUACAGAGGAGUGUUGAGACGGGUUUAGCCAUCGAGAUGAAGAGCAGAAUGACGCGCCAACCGAGCAAAGAGGCGACGGACGAGAACGAGAAGCCCAAACCGGGAAAUUUGAUUUUUCCGGGUGUUAAAAUCUCCACCGACAGUCAGUUCACUGAGUUUUUGGACGGUUUAGGCCCCGCCCAGCUCGCCGGACGCCAGACGCUAGCCACGCCUCCGAUGGGUGAUAUUCAGAUCGGUAUGGUGCACAGGAAGGAGCGACUGGAUGUGGAGGUGAUUCGUGCCAGGGGGCUGGUGGGCAAACCGGGCAACAAACAGACACCAGCCCCGUAUGUGAAGGUUUACCUGCUGGAUAACGGCAAGUGUAUAAAUAAGAAGAAAACCCGACUGGCCAGGAAAACUCUGGAUCCUCUUUAUCAGCAGCAGCUCCAGUUUGAGGAGAGUCCUGAGGGGAAAGUGUUACAGAUCAUCGUGUGGGGAGAUUACGGCCGCAUGGACCACAAGUCCUUCAUGGGCGCGGCCCAGAUCCUGCUGGACGAUCUGGAGCUGACCAACAUGGUGAUCGGCUGGUACAAACUCUUCCCCCCCACCUCGCUGGUGGACCCCACCCUAGCCCCCCUGAGCAGCAGAGCUCCCGAGGGGGGCGGCGACAAACCCAACGCUCGCUCGUAACCCACGGCGACGAGACGUCCGCUGCAUGCUUCACGCCGCGCCCCGCAGAGGGGCUGAGCGCCGGAGACGCCGAGCGCCGCCCUCUGCCGCCGCCGCCGCCAAACUGGGAGUACGAAGGAAAAAAGGAAGGAAGGAGGGGCGCGGGAGCCCGGCACUCGGGUUCACCACGGCGGAGGGUGUUCCACCCCCCCCGAACCUCGCCCAGCAGAGCGCGGGUGACAGGAAGAGAAGACGAACCUGCCGUUUUGUUUCCGUUUGUAAAAAAAAGGCGUGGCCGUCGGGUCACGUGUGAGAGACGGAGGGUUUUUUUGGGAGACGGAUUGAGGGAAUAAAACCAAGCUCACGCGAGUCGAUAAUAACAGAACGACAAACUUUACGCUUUUAUUUUCAUUUUUAGAACGACGUCGAUGUUUUGAGCCACGCCGACGACAAAAAAGCCGUGAGCUAACGUUAAAAAAAGAAAUAAAAAGUAAAGAUAAAAGAAGCUCAACAAAUCUGGAAGCGUGUUUGUGUUCCAGUCUGAUCGUAUUUUGGAAAGUCGUGCGUUUCCGUGCAUGUUUGCAAAGUACUGACAAAAAAAAACGACGUAUUUCCUUCAGAGCUGCUACUAGCGAAAAAAUAAACAAAUAAAAAUAAAAAUAGACGAUCGGAGACGAGCGCUGUUCCGGAUCAGAUGUUGUGUAAUGUUGGUUUUAAAGUAUUUUUAAUAAAAAUCGCCGCUGCAUGCUUUUCUGUGAAAGUGACUCGCGACCGAGAUGAAACGUGAUCGUCGUCGUAUUUCUGGAUUUUUACAGAAUAAGAAAAAAAAACAAUUUAAAUAAUAAUAAAAAAAAUCAUCAGGAAUAAUGACGGUAUUUUUAGGACUGGGUGCCACUUUUAGUCCCCCGUAGCUUAAGCAGGUUAAAGGAGUGCGUUUGGAGGUGGAGCCGUGAUGGGAUCUUCACUCUUCUGGGAAGAUUUUGGAACACAACUGCCGACGGCAGAAAUUCAGGCACUGGGGGCGAGUUCGUUCCGAUAGUGUCGGAUGGUAUUAAGGUCAGGAAACAGUAUUCCCCAAACUAUUGCCGCCGGCUCUCUGGAACGUCUGGCGUGAGAUCUGGCUGAGCCCAGUCUGCUCGUGCUGCUGUUCCCUGACUGGGUUUGGAAUCCGGUAGUGAGCGCUGUAAUGUUCCGUGAGCCUGUGCAGCGCUACGGCUGAGCUGUUGUUAAUACUAGAUGUUGGUGGUGCUUACGGGCGACCCUGGUCGGAUCUAGCGGGGUCGAAACGUUCCCUGAGCGCUUCAGAGGCACGCUCGCUUGGAUCUGAAAUGCGCUGAUUAGAAGUGGCGUCCAAAUACUUUUGAGCGUGUGGUGUAAAUCACACCACCCUCGUAUGUGAGUCUGAUCAUUACCGGUCCGGAGAAGCGACAGACACGUUAAAUGUUGCUCCGUUUGACUUGAUUUGAUCGAUUUAUUUUUUUAUUCCCGAACCCGUCCACGUCAGUUCGUGUCCACAGGGGGGCGCUGUGUUGUUUUUCCACUCGUCCUCCUGGUUUACAUUCCUCUAAAAUCAGGCAUGUUGAAUCUGAAGGUGUUUUGCGCUCCCACGUCCGAGCAUGUUUCAGUAAAAGCUCCGUCGCUCGGGGAGUUUCGGUGUUUGAUGCAUGUGGACGUGACGCUCGGCCUCGGACCCUCGACUGGACCGGGAGUCUGUUCUGAUCGUUCUGUUUCCCUCCCCACUUUUUUUGUAUUUGUUCUUUUAUUAUUAUUAUAAUUAUUAUAAUAAAAAAAUUACAUUUAUUGUAAGAAUUUAUAUUGAGAUUGUGAAUCUUGAUAUGCAACGAGCUAAAAACAAAUAAAAGUAAUUUUAUAUGGAUCUGGGUGACGAGUAAAGGCUGAGACGAGAUUUUAUUUUAUUAUUAUUGUAUUAAAGUAAAAGAUUAAAUAAAAUAAUAAAAAAGGAUCUGACGGGUUUGACGGUGCAGAACGAGCUACAUACUGGUGUGUUGAAAUGGUUAAAAAAUGCCACAGAAUUUUUCAUCGUUCUCUUGUUUUAAUAAAAUAAAAAUAAAACAUCAUCUGUGUUUCAUCCUUCAGAAGUGAUUUAAUAAAUAAAUAAACUGUGAGGAAA
Molecule: messenger RNA, 6465 nt
Organism: Trichomycterus rosablanca
Lineage: Eukaryota; Metazoa; Chordata; Actinopteri; Siluriformes; Trichomycteridae
Gene: rims2b
Product: regulating synaptic membrane exocytosis 2b
Exons: 29
Coding region: 351-4355 (1334 amino acids)
Biological process (GO): intracellular protein transport; regulation of synaptic vesicle exocytosis; regulation of synaptic plasticity
Cellular component (GO): presynaptic membrane; cytoskeleton of presynaptic active zone
Molecular function (GO): small GTPase binding; transmembrane transporter binding
Source: RefSeq, a predicted model, not a curated record